AGCAUUAACCCCAUCAUAGACCAUACCUCACCAGAUCAUACAAUUUCAUCUUUUCCCUCUUCAUCUUUCUUUCCCGUGACACCAUUCCUUUUCCUCCUUCAACCGCCGCCACCUCUUACCCCUGCCACCACCGUUUCCGGCCGCGAUCAUUAUUUUCGAAACGGAGCACCGCCUACUGCUUCUGCGAACCACCAGUAUUCUGUGAGUAUAUCUAGUUUUAGGUAUGGUAGGUUUAUCUCUAGGAGAACAAUGUUUUAUAGAAGGUGGCAUUGCUCAAGAUCUUCGUUGUGAUGGUAGAAGAAGAUUGACUUAUAGACCUAUCCAUGUUGAAACUGGAGUCAUUCCUCAGGCAAAUGGUUCGGCAAGAGUCAGAAUUGGUGCUACUGAAGUCAUUGUCAGUGUGAAGGCUGAACUUGGAAAACCAAGCUUAAUGCAACCUGACAAAGGGAAUGUCUCGAUAUAUAUUGAUUGUAGUUCAACUGCAGAGCCAGCUUUUGAGGGUCGAGGGGCCGAUUGGUUGUCAGCAGAUCUGUCAAAUGCUCUUCAGCGCUGUCUCUUGGGUGCUAAAAGUGGAGCAGGUGCUGGAAUUGAUCGCUCCUCACUUGUUGUUAUCGAAGGGAAAAUUUGUUGGGAUCUUUAUAUUGACGGACUUGUUAUUAGUUCUGAUGGGAAUUUGUUAGACGCUUUAGGCGCUGCCAUCAAGGCUGCUUUAAGCAAUACCGGUAUUCCAAAAGUUCAAAUUGCUGCUGGUGCAUCAAGUGACGAGCAACCAGAAGUUGAUGUAAGUGACGAGGAGUUUAUGCAGUUUGACACAUCUGGAGUCCCUGUUAUAAUUACACUGACUAAGAUUGGGAAGCACUAUAUUGUGGAUGCCACACCUGAAGAGGAAUCACAAAUGAGCUCUGCAGUUUCUAUCUCUAUUAAUAGGCAAGGGCAUGUGUGUGGUGUAACCAAACGAGGAGGUGUGGGGAUUGAUCCUACUGUAAUUCUUCAAAUGGUAUCUGCCGCUAAACAUGUAAGCGAGCAGUUAAUAAAUAAAUUGGAUUCAGAAAUAGCUUCUGCUGAAGCUGAAGACGAGUCUUGACAUAGAACUUCCAACAUAGUGAUCACUAGGAUGUGUUGUACACUAAUUUUAAAGUGAUCUGACUUGGACAAAUUUUGUAGUUUGGUAACUCUUGAUAUGUAGAAUUUUAUUUCAAAAUUUUUUGUAUUUUGAGUUGUCGAUACUGAUGUUUAGCUUUGAGAUGGCUGUCGAUAUCUUGCAAUAUUUUAAGCUAUGAUUGCAGGGUGUUCUGCAUUUUUGGUAGCCACCAACUGCAAUGUCAUGACUACAUCAAUUGGUUUAAACCAAGUUUUAAAUCUUUUAUGAAGUGUUAAUUCUUGAUA
This is a messenger RNA of Trifolium pratense (red clover), 1386 nucleotides long. RefSeq names its product exosome complex component RRP42-like. Gene Ontology annotation, biological process: U5 snRNA 3'-end processing; U1 snRNA 3'-end processing; TRAMP-dependent tRNA surveillance pathway. Lineage: Eukaryota; Viridiplantae; Streptophyta; Magnoliopsida; Fabales; Fabaceae. The transcript is spliced from 8 exons. Bases 224 to 1084 code for a protein of 286 amino acids. The record is from RefSeq and is a predicted model, not a curated record. Gene Ontology annotation, cellular component: cytoplasmic exosome (RNase complex); nuclear exosome (RNase complex).